AUGUCUGAAAUUGACCGACUAUUGAAGAGAUGGUCAUGCACAUUUGGUAGUCGAUCGACAAUUGGUGUUUCAAUUGGUGCAUCGCACUUUUGGUGUUGUGCGUUCGGCCUUCCACGGUCAAGAUGCACAACAGAUGGUGAAAUAGCGAUAACGCCUGAAAUUAGAAUAUGGUGUCGGAUGUGGAUGUAUGAGCUACCAGCCACAAUGUGUCUGUCUGGAUCGUUGCUUGAAGAGAGUUCACCCGCAUGCAAAAUUGUUACUUACGAUCACCCGCUUCUUUUACCUCCUGUAAUGCCAACUAAUUACGAUACACGCGAUAACAACUCUGAUGACCACAUGAACUUUCGUUCUCUCCAGAGAACGAGCAUACCUAUCUGUACAUCUGAUGGUAGUCACAUAGUGUUUGCGUGUACGAAACACAAACGCAUGGGCAUAGAAAAUUUAUUAUGUGAUGUGUACUCGCAUGCAACUUUUCGCAAGGUGCCGGUCGAUCAACUUAUCAUUUAUUCUACCAUUCAAAAAAUAACUCUAUCGAAAUGUUACUACUAUUGCGCCCCCAUCAUGGUCCAAAACAUUGAGGAGAGAGCGCGCGGUCAACAAAAAAAAAACAUCGGUUCCGUGCACUUUGGCAUGGGGAUGUGGAUGGCCUCCCGUCAAGUCCCGACGUCUGUGAUGGUGAUGUGUGAAGAAGGUUUGAUGUUGAACUUUGGUGCUACGCUGUAG
Acaulospora morrowiae is the source of this 723-nucleotide messenger RNA. The record is from the annotation of a GenBank genome assembly. NCBI's taxonomy places the organism in Eukaryota, Fungi, Glomeromycota, Glomeromycetes, Diversisporales, Acaulosporaceae.